Coffea arabica (coffee) is the source of this 929-nucleotide messenger RNA. NCBI's taxonomy places the organism in Eukaryota, Viridiplantae, Streptophyta, Magnoliopsida, Gentianales, Rubiaceae. The record is from RefSeq and is a predicted model, not a curated record.
GUGAUUUAUUAUGACCAUCGUUUGAUCGGACUUGAGCUAAAUGCAACAGAAUACGGUGGAGUUUAGGUAGCUCCACAAAGCUUGGCUGUCUUCUACUCCCUGAAAGUGGGCUCAAAACAGAUAGGGAGACUGACAAAGCCUGAAGGGGAAGAUGGCGAGCUGGUCUGUUGAAAAUGCGACUGGAGCCUAUCUCCGAGCAGUAAAAAUGACAAAAGGUGCCAAGGAGCCAGAUGCAGCGGAGUUCAUUUCGGCACUUGCUGCUGGCAACAAUGCACAACUUAUGGUUAUUGCGAGUGCAAGUGCGGCUGAUUCAAUCACACUGGCCCUGGUAGCUGCUGCGUUGCAAACUGGUGGUCAAGUCAUAUGCAUUGUUCGUGGAGUUCAUGAACAACACUCCUCAGAAAUAGCCCUCGGCGAUAGUGCAAUACAUGUCAAGUUUGUUAUUGGUGACGCCCUAAAUUUACUCUGCAACGACUAUAGAGAAGCUGAUUGCAUUCUUAUAGACUGUUAUCUCGAGAAUUGUCAGCGUAUUCUUGAAACUGUGCAAGUGAUUAGCAGGAAUGCUAUUGUUAUUGCAUACCAUGCAUGUUCCAUGGGCUCAUGGAGGUGCCCGCAGGGGUUGAAAGCUCAUUUGUUGCCCAUAGGAGAAGGCUUGCUAGUAACCAAGAUAGCUGAAAAUGUCAACAAGAGUAAUAGAUCUGCUGUUUCAGGCAAGAAGAGGCGUUGGCUGGUUAAAAUUGACAAAUACACAGGUGAAGAGCAUGUGUUUCGGGUUUAAUCUUCCUGGGAACUAGUUGCACUUCAGCUCUCCAAAGCUUGUACUCGGUGGUGGCUGUUCAUUUUGUAUUUACCAAAAAUCAAAUAAGAUAAAGAGAACUGAUAUUAGAGAUGACACGGAUUUGCUUAAGCUUAAUUGAUAACAAAAUGCG